CGCACAUGUGUGCUGUGCAGUAUAUCGUGAAUGUGUUUGAUUAGAAGGAAAAAAAAUUUAAAAAACAAGAAUAAACUUUGCGUCUGUCAACAGACCGAACCAAGAUGCUUAGUGACGGUGAAGCUAAAGAACUGCUGUCAUUUCUUACUUUGGAGAUGAGAGCUGAUGUCAAAGGUCAGGCUACGGGAUACAUCCUGGGCCUCACAGGGAAUCGGGAUGGGUGCCGGUACCUGCGGUCCAAGCCAGACUUUCUCAAAGCCUUGGUGACUCUAACCUGCGACCCCUCCAUCGCCAUUGUCAAGGACUGUUAUCAUGCCCUGAUUAACCUCUCAGCAGAUGAGACUCUUCACCAGCCUUUGGUCAAAGAGACGGACUUACUGGCCAGACUGUUCCAGAACCUCCUGGACCCGGAAUAUAUGUUUGCAGAUCGGAUUUGUACUAUUCUCAGUAACCUGAGCCGACAUGAGCGGACGUGUAGAGAUGUGUUCAACACUCUGCAGGAGCAGAAGAUCAGACUGGACAAAGUGGUGGAGAUCUUCUGCAUGGAGGGUUUCAAUAAGAAAGCUUCACUUCAUUAUCUGGGACCGCUGCUGUCCAACCUCACACAGCUGCCUGAGGCACGACACUUCAUCCUGGACAAGGACAAGUGUGUGAUUCAGAGGCUUCUGCCGUACACACAGUACGAGGAAUCGAGCACCAGGCGAGGAGGGGUGGUGGGAACACUCCGAAAUUGCUGCUUUGAGUAUGCUCAUCAUGAGUGGUUGCUCAGUGAUGCGGUGGAUAUUUUACCAUACCUUUUAUUACCAUUGGCUGGACCAGAAGAGCUCUCAGAGGAAGAGAAUGAAGGUUUGCCGGUGGACUUGCAAUACCUGCCAGAAGAUAAAAAGAGAGAAGAUGAUCCUGAUAUCCGCAAGAUGCUCUUAGAAACCUUGAUGCUCUUUACAGCUACUAAAGUGGGCCGACAGAUUAUGAAAAACAAGAACUCAUAUCCCAUCAUGAGAGAGUUUCACAAAUGGGAGAAGGAUUCUCUUGUGAUUUCAGCCUGUGAGAAACUCGUCCAGGUUUUGAUUGGAGACGAGCCGGAGGCAGGAAUGGAGAAUCUGAUGGAGGUGGAGAUUCCCAAAGACGUGGAGGAAAAACUGAAGGAACUGGAUGCCAAAGAGCAGGAACAAAUGGAAAAGGACAAACAGGAAUCCGAAAAGAAGCAAAAUGAAUCUCCAGAGGGUCUGGAGAGAUAAACAGACAUCAAAGCCAAUAAAAAAACUUUACUUCCACAAAUAGAGACUCUGUCAAGUUAAAUGUCCAGCAUCACUGAA
Sinocyclocheilus anshuiensis is the source of this 1316-nucleotide messenger RNA. RefSeq names its product protein HGH1 homolog. Bases 105 to 1238 code for a protein of 377 amino acids. The transcript has 7 exons. Lineage: Eukaryota; Metazoa; Chordata; Actinopteri; Cypriniformes; Cyprinidae. The record is from RefSeq and is a predicted model, not a curated record.